Messenger RNA from Bipolaris maydis ATCC 48331, 414 nucleotides. NCBI's taxonomy places the organism in Eukaryota, Fungi, Ascomycota, Dothideomycetes, Pleosporales, Pleosporaceae. The record is from RefSeq and is a predicted model, not a curated record.
AUGACUCGGCAUGUUGUGUUAUCUCGUCACCACUCGAGAGUAUGCACGGCGACGGCAAUAGAGGUGGCGCUAUGGGGGGUUGCAGAGAAUUCCCAUUUCACAAAUCUUCGCUGGUCGGCGAGGGUGAACUCGACUCAUUCAGAGAUGAAGAUCACCCCGUUCGGUCAAAGAUUGGCAGCGGACACAUAUCGCAGCUCCACUGUGCCUGACCGCUUCCCUGUAAGCGGGCCAGUGCAAGGCUGUAAGAGUGACUUGAGGAAAUCUUCGGGAGAUUACAUGAAUGACACGCGGCCGAUCGACACAGCCGAGCAUGUGCUCGGCCCCCACUCCGGGCGCAUUAGUGCAACGUGUGGGAUGAACAUCGCCAGGUGGUGUUUGUGGCUGGCGGCUGACAUUGGCGGGCCGCAAGCUUAA